AUGACGCCCUCAACCAUUGACCUCUUCAUCCUCACUUUCAACUGCGCAAAGAACCUCAUCAAUGUCGCGGUCUGGGCGGCGCACUUGAAGGCCGCGCUGUCGGCACGAGGUGCUGCCGGGAAGGGGACUGGAAAUGGAAAUGCGUUACCAGAUUUGGUCGUUUUCUCCGUCCAAGAAGUAGCCCCUUUGGUAUACUCUUUCCUUGGCCCUUACUUUCUCAACCCGUACUACGCUCGGUACGCAGAUGCGCUCAACCUCGCGGCUGAGCAGCUACUUGAACAGGCGGACAACGAUGAUUACGGGGCGGGAGGAAGCAGUAAUGGUGCCCUCAGUCAAGGUGAUUACCCCUACACCCUUGUCCGGGCCAAAAACGUAGGGAUGACAGCCAUCCUGCUCUUCGCCCGCGACCCCUCCAAGAUCACGCAGAUCAAAGAAGCAGAGUGCGGAUUUGGCGCCGCGGACAUGGGCAACAAAGGCGCGGUAGGGUUGCGGAUUACUUGGAGCGAUGGCAAGGACACGACGAUAACGACGACGGGAGAACCAAAGACGACAGAACUCACCUUUGUGGCGACGCACCUGGCUGCCAUGGAAUGGAACCUCAAGAAGCGCAACGCCAACUGGCACAGCAUCGUGUCCGGUCUGACGUUUGCUAACCCGCGUGAGGUUCUGCCCAAGGGCGAGUUCCCAGCUGAGAGCCGGGAAGCGAGGGCGACGCCGGAUAGGUCUGGAGCGGGGGACGUCGCGCCUGUCAUGCCUAGGGGUAGCAGCUCAGCCGACGCCAACGACGAUGAUGCCGAUCUCGCGUACGGAAACGACGACGACUCGGACGCCCAACCUCUCCUAAGCUCAAGCAACUCCGAUUCCAAAUCCAAAUCCAACAACGCCUCCGCCCUCCUCCAAUCCAUCUCCAUCUUCAAACCAUCCUCCCACCUCUUCCUAGCCGGCGACCUCAACUACCGCAUCAACACCACCACCCCUCCCCCACUCGCCACAUACCCUUCCUUCGACCCUUCCUCCGCCAACCAUUUUUCGAACUUCCUUCCGCGGGACCAACUCACCCAAGAGCGUGAAGCCGGGCGAACCAUGCACGGCCUUUCGGAAGCGCCCAUCACCUUCGGGCCGACGUACAAAUACGACGUGCACCCCCUCAGAGGGGAGGCAGUCAACGAGGCGGCAGUCAAAAGGGGAGAUAAGGUCAAUGGGAUUCCCGAAGUGCCGUGGCGGUUUGCGAGCCAUCGCUGGCCGGGGUGGUGUGAUCGGGUUUUGUACUUGGAUGUGCCUGGUUGGGUUCGCAGAAACAAGGAUGUUGAGGUCGAGGUCGAGGUAUAUGACUCCCUACCCGUCAUAGAGACUUCGGAUCACAGACCUGUGUUUUUCCGGGCUAAGGUGCCGGUUUUGGGGGAGGAGGAGAUGAGGUUACCUUUAUCUUCACCAAAAGAUGUGAGGGUGGUGGAAGAAGAAGAAGAAUGGAAAAAGGAUCCCAGGGUGUCGAUACCAGUACCUGUGAACGUGUAUGCUUGGGAGAGGAGGGCGGCGGCGAGGAGGAAGGAGGUGAUGGUGGGGUGGACGGCGUUCUUUUGGAGUACCAAGGAGGGAGCGCUGGUGUUGGCUACGUUGUUGGUUAUGGGUGUUGGGAGUUGGUGGCUGUUACGGGACUGGUAG
This is a messenger RNA of Sordaria macrospora k-hell, 1662 nucleotides long. RefSeq lists its product as uncharacterized. Gene Ontology annotation, biological process: phosphatidylinositol dephosphorylation. Lineage: Eukaryota; Fungi; Ascomycota; Sordariomycetes; Sordariales; Sordariaceae. Gene Ontology annotation, molecular function: phosphatidylinositol-4,5-bisphosphate 5-phosphatase activity. The record is from RefSeq and is a predicted model, not a curated record.